Meriones unguiculatus (Mongolian gerbil) is the source of this 2737-nucleotide messenger RNA. RefSeq names its product cyclic nucleotide gated channel subunit alpha 1 (gene Cnga1). The record is from RefSeq and is a predicted model, not a curated record. Bases 267 to 2321 code for a protein of 684 amino acids. Gene Ontology annotation, cellular component: plasma membrane; intracellular cyclic nucleotide activated cation channel complex. Gene Ontology annotation, molecular function: protein-containing complex binding; cGMP binding; intracellularly cAMP-activated cation channel activity. Gene Ontology annotation, biological process: monoatomic cation transmembrane transport. NCBI's taxonomy places the organism in Eukaryota, Metazoa, Chordata, Mammalia, Rodentia, Muridae. The transcript is spliced from 9 exons.
CAAAUCCAGGACUGAGCCACGAACAUCCUCCCCUGCCGAUGCCACGGAACUUUCUUUCUGAGGAAAUAAUUAAUAAACGAGCCAUUUGUGCUGCUUAAGGAGAGGGGAAAAAAACAACGUCAUAUUUAGUACUUAAGAAAACUUUUAUCUGGAUUUUGACAAUGCCAAGAGUAACCAUAUAUCUGCAUGUGUUUUGGAUGCACCACUGAUUGGCACUGCAGAAAGACAGAUAUCUCAUUUAAACAAGCACAGAUACUAAACUAACCAUGAAGACAAGCAUUGUCAAUACGUGGCACUCUUUUGUAAAUACUCCCAAUGUGGUUGUACCAGCUAUUGAAAAGGAAAUCCGACGGAUGGAAAAUGGAGCGUGCAGCUCCUUUUCUGAUGAAGACAAUGCCUCUCCGUCUGAAGAGUCAGAGAACGAGGACUCUUUCUUUAGAAACAAGUCACACAGAAUGCCAGGACCAUCGCAGAGGGAGCAGUACUUGCCAGGUACUAUGGCUCUUUUCAAUGUUAACAACAGCAGCAACAAAGAGCAAGACCCAAAAGAAAAAAAGAAAAAGAAAAAGGAAAAGAAGAGCAAGGUGAAUGACAAAAAUGAAAAUAAAAAGGACCUAGAGAAGAAAAAGAAGAAGGAAAAGGAAAAAGAGAAGAAAAAGAAAGAGGAGAAAACCAAAGAUAAGAAAGAAGAGGAGAAGAAAGAAGUUGUGGUCAUUGAUCCUUCAGGAAACACAUACUACAACUGGCUGUUUUGUAUCACUUUGCCUGUGAUGUACAACUGGACGAUGAUUAUUGCAAGAGCAUGUUUUGAUGAACUCCAAUCUGAUUAUCUAGGAUACUGGCUCAUUUUUGAUUAUGUAUCAGACAUAGUCUAUAUUGCUGAUAUGUUUGUACGAACAAGGACAGGUUACCUGGAACAAGGAUUGCUAGUGAAAGACAAACUGAAACUCAUAGAGAAGUAUAAAGCAAACUUGCAGUUUAAACUUGAUGUUCUGUCUGUGAUACCGACUGAUCUGCUGUAUUUCAAGUUUGGAUGGAACUAUCCAGAAAUUAGAUUAAACCGGCUAUUAAGAAUCUCUCGAAUGUUUGAGUUCUUCCAGAGGACAGAAACAAGGACCAACUACCCAAACAUCUUUAGGAUUUCAAACCUUGUAAUGUACAUUGUUAUCAUUAUCCACUGGAAUGCUUGCGUAUACUACUCCAUCUCAAAAGCUAUUGGAUUUGGGAAUGACACAUGGGUCUACCCUGAUGUCAAUGACCCUGAAUUUGGCCGUUUGGCUAGAAAAUAUGUCUACAGCCUUUAUUGGUCCACACUGACACUGACAACCAUCGGUGAAACUCCACCUCCUGUGCUGGAUUCUGAAUAUGUCUUUGUGGUGGUAGACUUCUUAAUUGGAGUUUUAAUUUUUGCCACCAUCGUUGGUAACAUAGGUUCUAUGAUUUCCAAUAUGAAUGCAGCCAGGGCAGAAUUUCAAUCAAGAGUUGAUGCUAUCAAACAAUACAUGAAUUUUCGAAAUGUGAGCAAAGAUAUGGAGAAGAGAGUUAUUAAAUGGUUUGACUAUCUGUGGACCAACAAAAAAACAGUUGAUGAAAAAGAAGUCUUGCGAUAUUUACCUGACAAGCUAAGGGCAGAAAUUGCGAUCAACGUUCACUUAGACACAUUAAAAAAGGUUCGCAUCUUUGCUGACUGUGAGGCUGGUCUGUUGGUGGAAUUGGUGUUGAAGCUACAGCCCCAGGUGUACAGUCCUGGAGAUUACAUAUGCAAGAAAGGGGACAUUGGACGAGAGAUGUACAUCAUCAAAGAAGGCAAACUUGCUGUGGUGGCAGAUGAUGGAAUCACACAGUUUGUUGUUCUGAGUGAUGGCAGCUACUUUGGUGAGAUCAGCAUUCUUAACAUCAAAGGCAGCAAGGCUGGCAACCGACGAACGGCCAAUAUUAAAAGCAUUGGCUACUCAGAUUUGUUCUGCCUGUCAAAAGAUGACCUCAUGGAAGCUCUUACAGAGUACCCGGAUGCCAAAACUAUGUUGGAGGAGAAAGGGAGGCAGAUCUUAAUGAAAGAUGGUCUACUAGAUUUAAACAUUGCAAACAUGGGCAGUGACCCUAAAGACUUGGAAGAGAAGGUCAUUCAAAUGGAGGGGUCAGUUGACCUCCUGCAAACAAGAUUUGCCAGAGUCUUGGCUGAAUAUGAGUCGAUGCAGCAGAAACUCAAGCAAAGAUUAACCAAGGUCGAGAAGUUUCUGAAACCACUUAUUGAAACAGAAUUUUCAGCUCUUGAGGAACCUGGGGGAGAAGGUGAGCCCACAGAGUCUCUACAGGACUGAAAAGCUCGUCAACGGUUAAAAAAUGCACAUCUCAUAAUCCUUUGAGCACUUGACCAGACACAACAGAAAACUGGAAGAAAAAAAAUCCAUCUGGGAACUUAUUCUGUAGGGAAAAUGUGUAUGGGUGGAUGACACAAAUCCGUUGUGCAGUACUGCAACUAAAGAAUCAUCUUAUCUGGGAGUUUUCACAAUGGGUAGUGUGAAAGGACACGAACUGAUUAAUGUAUCUGUGUCAGGAUCCUUUUUCCCCCACAGAUGCUCUUUUUAUGUAAUAAUCAUUGUAAAGUAAAUGAGUGUUUCUCAUUUUCAGGCCACUUGCAUUGUUGAGGAGUCAAAAGUAUUCAGUGUAACUGUGUACAUUGUGUUUGAGAUACAGUUUUAAGAAGAACUAGAAUAAAGUGAAGUUGAUUACAAAA